AUUUCAACAAACUCCUCAAUUAUCUUCAAUUAACGUAUGUUUCUGCUGCUGAGCCUAAUCCGCAUGUGGUCAUUCAAGGUUAAACUGCAUGAAAAGAAGGACUCAAGGCUUACUCCAACGUUUGAUAACCAGAAAUCUGUAUUAUUUGGCUCUACAAAUUGCCAAGUAUCUAAAAUUGUCCGAAAAAGAUGGAUCCAGCUAUAUACUUGUGCAUUGGGCCAAAUAUAAGGU
Molecule: messenger RNA, 231 nt
Organism: Acanthoscelides obtectus
Lineage: Eukaryota; Metazoa; Arthropoda; Insecta; Coleoptera; Chrysomelidae
Source: the annotation of a GenBank genome assembly